CAAUAUCUCACAUUAUUGAAUUUAGAAACGAGCUGUCCCUCAACAGCCCCCCACUUUCUCCCUGAACCCUUUUAUAUUCCCCUCUCCUUUUGAACCCUUCCCUCACUCCCCAAACUCCCACUCUCCCAAAACUCUCAAAAACUCAUCAAAACCUCUCUCUCUCUCUCUCUCUCUCUCUCUCUCUCUUCCACAAAAAGAAGAGAAACAAAAAAUGAAGAUGGGUUUUGCUGGGUUUCAAGUUCUCUUGGUCUUGGGUCUCUUGGCUACAUCAUGCAUAGCCCAAGCCCCGUCCGCCGCACCCACCGCCACACCACCAACCGCAACACCACCAACCGCAAAGCCACCAACCGCAACACCACCCACAGCCAACCCUCCAUCCCCCGCACCAGUCCCGGCACCUACCACGUCACCAACUCCAUCUCCAACCACAGCCCCAGCUCCAAGCACCACAGCGCCAGCCUCCUCCCCCUCAGCCGAGACACCGCCUUCAACUUCUCCACCUGCACCCGCGGGCCCAGCCGGCAGCCCGAACUCCCCAACUGCCGAAACCCCAUCUCCUCCUCCUCCCAGUGGGAACUACGCUCCUGGAUUGGCCAGCCGCGCUGCUAUUGCCGGAACUGCUCUCGCCGGAGCCCUGUUUGCCGUUGUGUUGGCUUAAGACGCUCGUAGAGUUUGGCCUUGGCUGGCUGGCUCUCUUGGGUUUUUUGCAGUUCGUCCACUUGGAGACUCGUAGGCUGUUGGAUCUGGGUUUUGAUGGACGGACGAGAUCUAUUAUUUUCAUUUGAUUCUGCUUUAGUGCUUUUUUUUUUGCUGUGUUUCUUCCUUUUAACUUAUAUUGGGUUUGACUCAUGGAGGAUAUUUGGAUGGUGAUUAGUGCUCUUAAUUAUUUCGGUGAUUCAUAUUGUUUCGGAGUCGACACGUGCACACAUUUGUAGAUGAGUCGUUUGGAUGUACAUCUGAUGAUAGUUUAAUAAAACAGUUUGCAAUUCUUUUUUUUUUU
This is a messenger RNA of Prunus persica (peach), 1000 nucleotides long. Its product is annotated as classical arabinogalactan protein 4-like. The record is from RefSeq and is a predicted model, not a curated record. NCBI's taxonomy places the organism in Eukaryota, Viridiplantae, Streptophyta, Magnoliopsida, Rosales, Rosaceae. The transcript has a single exon. Bases 212 to 658 code for a protein of 148 amino acids.